AUGCACGAGCAGUCACUAUUCGCCUCGGUCCCUGUCCAUCAACAUCAUGAGCUUCUUCAGCAGCUCGCCGGGCUGACUGCCAUGCAGCCCCGCCACUGCCUGGAGCGCCGGAUGAUCUUCAAGGCCUUCCGGAAACCAGGGUUGGCGGGGCGCACCGGAGCCAGUCAGGAUCUCCAACAGGGCGACCUGCAACGCCUGAACAAAAUGCUGAAUGGCAACAUGUACUACACACAAGUCGUCGGCCCAGUCACCGAAGCGGACUUUGCAUCGUCCGACUCCGGCGCCGACGCCGACGCCGACGCUCAGAUGAUCGGCUCCCAGCCUAUCUACGACUACGCGCGACAAUCGUGGAAUCUGGAAUUUCGCGAUAUUCCCGAAGCCGGUACCAGAUCGGCCGUCACCUCGCGGCUGAUGUCAAGUGCUACUCUGCCGUGCGGGGAUAUCAUGCCACAGAUGUUUGCGUGGGGAUAUCAUUUCACUUCCGAGUAUGUUGUGGAAGGUGAUAUGUUCGUUCACAAUGACAUUGCGAUCUUUUUGCAUCGUGUGUUGAACUACCCGGAUGAAUCUAACGAGCCCCGGCAAACCCUGCCUGCGUUCAAGGAUAUGGUCCUUCUGGAGAAGAGUGGGAGCUAUGUUCUGCAGGCUUUCAUUACUGUUCAGGACGGUAGUAACCAGGAGACCAUGAAGACUGCCUCUCAGCAUCUGUUUGGACUGCGCGAGCAGUUGAAGUCCGCUGUUCGUUUGGAGCAGGCUGAUCGAUUGUCACUCGACACGAGGGCGAAGUAG
Penicillium brevicompactum is the source of this 786-nucleotide messenger RNA. Its product is annotated as mediator of RNA polymerase II transcription subunit 18. The record is from RefSeq and is a predicted model, not a curated record. Bases 1 to 786 code for a protein of 261 amino acids. Gene Ontology annotation, biological process: regulation of transcription by RNA polymerase II; termination of RNA polymerase II transcription. Gene Ontology annotation, cellular component: core mediator complex; mediator complex. The transcript is spliced from 2 exons. NCBI's taxonomy places the organism in Eukaryota, Fungi, Ascomycota, Eurotiomycetes, Eurotiales, Aspergillaceae. Gene Ontology annotation, molecular function: transcription coregulator activity.